GUUCAAAAGUGUAUAGCUUAUGGAUCAGGUGCGGAGGGAGAUAUGUUUGAGAGCACACGAAUAAUCGGCCAACUUCAAUUCGAGAAGGCAAGAGAACUCUACACGGAAGCCAAGAGAGGAUUGUUCGAUGAUACUAAAGAUGACAUCGAUUUUCGACACCAAUUUGUCAAUAUGACAAAUUACAAGGUCACCUAUGACACUAAGGAAAAUAGUAGUCCCGAAAUAGGACACACCUGUCUGCCUGCGUUGGGUUACAGUUUUGCGGCUGGAACCGCUGAUGGCCCUGGAGUUGCCGACUUUACCCAAGGAAUGCUAAAGACAAAGCAACCCUGGAGUUUCAUCACUGCUCUCCUGACAGAACCAACGGAGAAAAUGAUUGAAUGUCACGCCCCGAAACCGAUCCUUAUUGCCACAGGACUGAUGGAUUAUCCCAUACCUUGGCACCCCAGCAUCGUGGAGACACAAAUCUUCAAGAUAGGCUCUCUUGUGGUAGUAGGUCUUCCUGGAGAAUUCACCACCAUGUCUGGACGUCGUGUGGCUCAGGCUGUAUCCACUGUUUUUCCAAAAGACUCAGUGAUUGCCCUUGCGGGACUCACGAAUCUAUACACACAUUAUGUGACCACUCUUGAAGAAUACCAGGUACAACGAUAUGAAGGCGCCUCAACAAUUUACGGUCCGCAUACACUUCAAGCCUACAUUCAACAGUUCCGCAAACUCGCCAACUCUAUUAUGGAGAAAAGAGCUGUUGCGAGCGGACCUGAGCCACCAUUUCUACUGAAAAGAAUGUUCAAAGUAGGCCUCCCGAAUUUGAUAUUUGACAUUCGACCACCCUUUCACAGCUUUGGAGAAGUCUGGAAACCCCCAAAGACUUCUUAUCGAAAACUUGAUAGGGAAGUCAUCGUCGAAUUUAUAACCGCAGAUCCAAACAAUAACCUUCGAACAAACUCGACAUAUCUAACCGUUGAAAAGAAGGAAGAAUCUGGUGAUUGGGAUGUCGUUUACACCGACUCUGACUGGGAGACGAAGUAA
Rodentolepis nana is the source of this 1029-nucleotide messenger RNA. The record is from the annotation of a GenBank genome assembly. Lineage: Eukaryota; Metazoa; Platyhelminthes; Cestoda; Cyclophyllidea; Hymenolepididae.